AAAGUUAGGCGUAGGCGUCCAGUUUCCGGUGUAAGAACGCGGAACAUUUCUGAGGAGGUCUUUCGAUUUUCCGAUGAAAGCGGGGACAGUUCUACUGAAUAUUCAUCAGUUUUCAAUUCAUUUAGGUAGAGAAUGCCUCUUGUAAAGGUAACUCUGAGGUGUUAAAACACCUUGGUCGUAAACUUGGCCGGCCUUGCUUGACUUACUUGAUCGUUUGAUCUGCUGAUUAAGAAAGAAUAUGUCGGAUCUGGAAGACAUCGAAGAUAUAUUCGAGGGAUGGUUAGAGAAACCAACAGAAGAAGAUACUAGUAAGACCAAGGGCUGGUUAAAAAAGUCUUUUACCAAGAAAUGGAAGAAGGGCUACUAUGUACUCCGAAAAUAUUGUGCAGGUGAUCAACCUUUCCUUCAGUGGUUUGAUAGAGAGGAUGGCUGGCGACGGCAAAUGCCGCGUGGGACAUUAGAACUGUUUCCAAGAUACAAGGUGUUUAAAAGACUGGAACACAGAGCUAGGCAACAUGUUUUUGAGAUAAGCACUGAUGCUGAGACAUUCAUAUUGGCUGCUGAGAGCGAGACUGUCAUGGAUCUGUGGGUGAUCCAAUUACAAAUGCAAAGUACCUUGAAUCCACGAGUAGCAGGUGAAGUGUUCAGGGUCAAAGGCAGCAGUAGUCGACAACUGCAGCGAAUUGGAGCCAAGGAACAACAGUGCCUGCUACAUAUCUCCAGAUGGGGUCUGACCUUAGCUCUGGAGCGGACACGAGCUGUGCUGGCUCAGUGGCCCCUAACAACAAUUCGGAGCUAUGAAGCUAUGGAUUCUAAUGAGUUUAUAUUUGAAGCUGGAAGAGCUUCACCCAUGGGUGAAGGGAAAUACAACUUCUUCACACACAAUGGUGAUGACAACAAGAUUUUUGAUGUGAUAGACAGUUUUGCCUCUGCUCGGCUCAGAAGACGUCAGGAUAACCGCCCCCCGGCAGCUUCAAGUGAAUUAACAGAAGAUGACAUUGAGAGAGCGUAUGAUCAACUAAGGUUUAGCCUCCAACCCAUCUCAGUCCCUUCAGUCAACCGGAAUGGUCAUGUGAGAAACAUCAACCAGAGUGUUCCACAAGCAAUUGACGCAGGAGGAAUGCAGGAAAUGUACAAUCACAUAGGCAGGUCAGACAGCAUAGGCAGCGCACACAGCUUAGGAAACUUUUCAAUUACCUCAGAAUCUGCUCUCAGCUACAAUCGCUUGGAGAGACUUCCAAGUUGGGGCUCCAGCUCUACUCAACCCAGAGAACAGUACAACAGACUUAACCCUGCAGUGCCAUCAGCUGGUAGCAUACGUGAAGGUAGCUAUGACAGACUGGCUCGCUCACCAAGUACUACAAGCCGUAACUUACCUGAGUCACUGGACAGAGGAUUAGAAGUGGAUGGGGGAUGUCCCCUGAACCAGCUCCCAACCAGUCAACAGAUGUCAGGAGAGCAAAUGACCCCCACCACAACCAAAGAUCAUUUUGGAAUGGGAGGAUCUUUUGAUGAAUUGACAAGAAGCAGUGAAUACUCCAAAGAAUCAAGUAAUAUGCAAUCAAAGCCAGAGCUACCUAGCAGACCAGAAUCCACUCAGCAAGGUACUCCACCUGACCAACAGAAAGGGCCAAAGUACUCAAGAAGAGAACACUCACUAUCCAUAGUUGGAUCUCCAAAUUUUAUGUACUUGAAUGCAGCUUAUUCCUCUAGUGUUGAGGUUCUGCCAGCCCUGUAUGCUACAGUUGAUCUAAGCAAGAAGAAAAAGAACAGAGCGGCAGUUGCUGAGAGAGCUUCAGACACUGCACUGACUAGACGGAGAAGCAAGAGCUCUGACAGCAUUUUAAGUACAUCACCAACUUUCACCCACUUUACAGCAUUUGCAGCAGAUGCUGAAUACAAAAGCUCUGAAGAUUCAUUAAUUUCCAUGAUCCCUCCACAAACACCAUGCACUGAAAGGGUUUCUUUGGCUCUUAAAAGCUCAGUGUCAGAACCUUCAGAUGUUGGAGAUCAAGCUGAGUGCAUUACUAAUCUUCCAGCACUUCCAGCUAAGAAGGGCAACUAUGGUGGACAGGUGGAAGCUUUGGAGAGAACUUUAUCUGAAGUGUCACACUUUUCACAAAUGGAAAAGUGAUGGCAGGCUUGUGAUAAAUGAACAUGUUAGUUCUCAUUUGGUUUAUCCUGAAAAGACAGCGUUACUCAUGAUAACAAUAUAUUAAAAAGAAUUUUUCUUGCAAAGAAUACUGAAUGGUGCCAGCAACUAUGGUCAUCAAGGUCAUAAAUAGAGGUAGAGGGUGGAUGGGAUAAAUAGCUAUGACUAUAGGGGAGGUGCUGAGAGGUAGUCCUUUGAUACAGUUUUAAUUCAAGCACCCUGUGUCAAAUUUGUUGUCGGUUGAUAAAGUAUUUGCUUUUAAUUAUUAUUUCAGCCUAAAGAGGUAUCUUUUGUUUAACCAUAAUUAAAAGGCUGCUUUAUUUCAUAAUUGUUUUGCAGUGGGCAGUAAAAAAAAAAUGGUGGAAAUUUCUGGGAGUUAAACUAGGGAAGGAUUCCUGUGCAGUUUAUGUAGUUUCAGGAAAAAGAAUUGGUUAUGUAAUUUCCCAUGAUAAGAAAUCAACAUAUUUGAUAGAAACUGAGAGUAUGCUGUUUACCAUUUAAAUAUAGGAAAUUAAUGCUUCAUUAAGUUGCAGUAAUUUUUGUUAUCUUUAAUUUCUGGGUCAUUGAUUAUUCAGCAUGUUAAUUUCUGCAACCUUUAUUUCCACCAUUCUCCAUACACUCCAGACUCAAUUUUAGCCCCACCUUUACGUUAAUUUUUUUAUUGGGAAGUAAUUAUUCCUUCAAUUUGCAUUAAUUUGAGUCAUGUUAAUUGUUAAUACCUUAAUUAUCACAAAAUUAAAACUUCCUAUAAUAAGGUAAUUGUUAGCAUGCCACUGGAAGUUGGAGCUCCUCAAACCAGCAGCAGCUCCCACUGCUGUCUUUCAGUCAUAAGGCCAUCCCUGGGUACCAAAUCAGAUUGCAUGUUUUCUUGUGUGUUAUGCUAGUAACAUGGCUAAAUGUAAUAUGGGCAAAGUUUAUCUCGAGCCAAUGCUGGUCAGUGGCCUUUCAGGGCAACCAUGUUCCGAGGGGUCUCAUGUGGGGUUUUACAAGGCUUAUGUGUUUUGCUUGCCGAUUGUUACAGCACAGGCAGUUUGCUUCAAGUGCCAUUCAUGCUUGUAGCAUGCUUUUGCUGGUGACAGUAUGCAUAUGGGUUGGUUCAGUAUCUCCACUGACUCUGUCAGUGUGACUGAGCCUGGUGGUCACCACUCUCAGGGUUUCCAUGGAUACCUGCAUGCUCUGCUCAUAUCUUGCCAGGCUCUACCGUCCCUUAGGCACCUUUCUCAAGCUCCAAAAUUGGCGAUGUGUUUAAAUGAUUAUGAUGGGAACACACAACUUAAAAAUAACUAUUUCUCUUUAUUCAAAUAUAAUAUAUUUUUUCCUGAAACAAAUUCUGCCUCUGUAACAUUCUAAUUACUUCAAAAUAAUUUUAUUGUCAAAUUUACAGACAUAGCACCAAAAAUAAGCUGCUACUUAAUUAAAGUUUAAAUUACCAUUUAAAUUCUGAAUUUCUUAAGAGACUAGUGGAAGGAUGUUAUGUUUAAUCAAAUCUAUCAUGGGAGUUAUUGGGAAUAAGCAGCAUUUGUUUAGCAAGUAAAAUAAAUCUUGUGAAUAUA
Orbicella faveolata is the source of this 3705-nucleotide messenger RNA. RefSeq lists its product as uncharacterized. Gene Ontology annotation, biological process: cell surface receptor protein tyrosine kinase signaling pathway. Gene Ontology annotation, cellular component: cytoplasm. NCBI's taxonomy places the organism in Eukaryota, Metazoa, Cnidaria, Anthozoa, Scleractinia, Merulinidae. The record is from RefSeq and is a predicted model, not a curated record.